Molecule: messenger RNA, 4564 nt
Organism: Hemicordylus capensis (graceful crag lizard)
Lineage: Eukaryota; Metazoa; Chordata; Lepidosauria; Squamata; Cordylidae
Gene: P2RY2
Product: purinergic receptor P2Y2
Exons: 3
Coding region: 271-1344 (357 amino acids)
Biological process (GO): positive regulation of mucus secretion; blood vessel diameter maintenance; phospholipase C-activating G protein-coupled receptor signaling pathway
Cellular component (GO): plasma membrane
Molecular function (GO): G protein-coupled purinergic nucleotide receptor activity; G protein-coupled UTP receptor activity; A1 adenosine receptor binding
Source: RefSeq, a predicted model, not a curated record
GUGCUGGACACACCUCCUCCUCCUCCUCCUCCUCUUGCACCACCUCUGUUGUGGCUGCAGUCACCAGCCGGGGCAGAAGCAAGCCAAGUGUCAGGGAAAGGCAAAGAGAGCCCAGCGGGAAAGACGCACUGAGGGUCAAGAUUUGUGUUUAAAGCCACCGAUCAUGGGAAGGAAAGGCAGCCAAGCAACGUGAGAGGCCUCCCUAGGAAAUCUGAAACUGUUGUGUUUUUUCUAAUUAGAAAGCAAAGAGCUGGCAACAAUCACAGGGCCAUGGCAAACGUCACCCCGCUGAGCAUUUUGUAUGCUGCCACCACCAACUCCUCCGGGAAUGACUGCAGUGAAGAAGACUACAAGUGCAAGUUCAACGAGGAGUUCAAGUAUAUCCUGUUGCCUGUCUCCUAUGGCCUUGUGUUUGUGGUGGGCCUCUGCCUCAACCUGUUGGCUCUCUACAUCUUCAUCUUCAGAAUCAAGACCUGGAAUGCCUCCACCACCUACAUGUUCAACUUGGCCGUGUCCGAUACCCUCUACGUGGUUUCCCUGCCGCUCCUGGUGUACUACUACGGCACGGGAGAUAACUGGCCCUUCGGCGUGGCCUUGUGUAAGAUCGUCCGCUUCCUCUUCUACACCAACCUCUACUGCAGCAUCCUCUUCCUCCUGUGUAUCAGUGCCCAUCGAUUCAUGGGCAUCUGCCUCCCACUGAAGUCUCUGGAGUGGGGCCAAGUCCGGUAUGCCCGUUGGGUAUCGGGUAUCGUCUGGGUGAUCGUGAUCGGCUGCCAGUCCCCGGUGCUCUUUUUCGUCACCACCAGUCCCCGAUGCGAGAGCAUCACCUGCCAUGACACGUCCGCCAAAGAUCUUUUCGGACAGUUCAUCAUCUAUAGUUCGGUGAUGCUGGUCCUGCUCUUCUGCAUUCCCUUCCUCAUCAUCAUCGUCUGCUACUGCAUGAUGGCCCACAAGCUGCUCCAGCCCACCCGCGGCACCACCCGCAUGUCCAGCUCCAAGAAGAAGUCGCUCAAGAUGAUCAUCAUCGUCUUGCUGGUCUUCAUCGUUUGCUUCUUGCCUUUCCACAUCACCCGCACCUUGUAUUAUGCCUUCCGCAGCUGGGACCUGAGCUGCGGGACCCUCAACGCCAUCAAUUUGGCCUAUAAAGUCACCCGGCCGUUGGCUAGCACCAACAGCUGCUUGGACCCCAUUUUGUACUUCUUGGCGGGGCAAAAGUUUGUGAAAUUUGCUUGCCCCAAAACGCCAGCAAAGGACGGGAACCAAACUGGUUCAGACAGCACAGCCAACUGCCACAAGCGUGCCAGAGACCAUCUAGCCAUGAAAGCUAAAGGCAUGGUUUCUUAGCACUUUGCCUUCCUGAGCUCACCUGUUUGCACAGUAUUACCUACCUGUGGGCUGGAUUUUCCAUACCGCAUGGAGUGGGUUUAUGUUUUCAGCUCCUGGGACCCUGGGAGGGCACUUUCAGCCUGAACCAGCAGGAGAUGGUACAGCAACAGGGAUGUCCAUGUGUGUGUACAUCCCCUUCCCAAAGCACUUCUAGGUAGCUGGGUGCUAGUGAGCAUGUGGUCUAAUCCUGGUAUCCGUUUAGAGCAAAAUAGAAAUUCAUGUAUCCAAGCGGCCUGCAAGGAUGAUCUCUAUCCUACAGCACAGCAGACAGGUAAUUAGGAGCUGCCAGGAAGACCGGCUCCCUGUGUAGUAAGAGGCCAGGUGACGCAGUGGAAGGUCUUAGAGCUGGUCUAUACAAAGAGUGUGUCCCACGUUAACAUUGCUCCUGAUCUGUAUCACUUCUGUUUGCAGAUGGAGGGGAGGGUCUGGGUCACGUGUCUGAAUGCUAAAAAAUCUCUGCACAUAGAAAACUAGAAUGGCAGGCAGAAAACCCAGCUCAAAACUUUCUCCACAACAUCUAGAUUUCUGUGUACAAGAAAUCUUCUAUUUUUGAGAUAAUUCAGCCGUGCUGUCACCAACCUGCAACCUGAAGUGGUGCGGUCCAGGGACACUUUUAUCACCUCUCCGGCUCUUUGGAUAGACUAGGGUUGCCAAGUUCUGAUCCGGUCCCUGUAGCUAGCUGUCUGAAUUAGAUCUGCAGCAGCAAUCUACAGCUUAGCUUUAUACCAUGAAAAGCUUCAGCACCUGAUUCUUGCAAGUCUGUCAAAAUCAGAGGAGCAGCAGUGGCCAGUUUUUGCCUGGUCAGUUGACAACCCUAGUGUAGUCAUCCAGUUGGACUGGGAAGACCUGGAUUCAAAUCCCUUCCCAGCCCUAAAGUUCACUGCAUUUCCAUGAGCAAGCUUUCUAUUGCAUAGGUCCUGCCCCUUUCCAGAUGGAGAAGAACUGGCCCUGUUGACCUAUGAUUUUAUAACCGCUAGGCUUGACUACUACAAUGCACUUUACAUGGGGGAAGCUCUUAAAGAUGGCUGAGAAGCUUCCACUGGUGCAAAAUAUGGUGGUUCAUCUUUGAACAGGCCUGGGAGGUCCCAUCACAGCCAAUAAGGUCGUUCACAUCAUGACAAAGUAGGGUGGGCUGCGGGGGAGGCAGGAUCCUAUCUACCUUCCCACCCCCAGACAACUGGAGCUUCUUUGGGGCUCCACCGCUCACGUUCCCACUUGACCGGCACGGUGGUGGUCUCCCAAAGUGGGAUCGAGAGGAGGAAGUCCUCCCGCAUCCCACAAUGCACUGCGUGAGCAGUGAAGAGACAGCCUGUGGCAAUGCAGCCGUACUUCUCUCGCUGGCCGUGCUUCACACCGGGCUCUAUGGCCGCCACUCCUGGCAGCCAUUUCAAGAGCCACGGGGCUCCAGACCACCACAAAGGGAGGUCGGCUGGGCUCUGUUUCCCUCCUACCUCGCUUUGUGCCCGGGUAGCGGAACUGGGCUACCCAGGUCUGGAGCAGCUGGGCCGGGAAGCCUCCUGGUCGCCACCCCGACAACACGAGCUACUUGGAUGAACUCUCUCCUCUCCGGGCAGCUCAUGUCGUGAGAAUGGGCUCCCUGUGUGUCAUGCCGCUUCGGUUGUGUGCCCAGCUCACGGUGCGGGUGUGGAGCUACAGAGCCUCCCACUGCCUGCAGCUCGCAUACCUGGGAGACCUCCUCUCCCUGUACUGGUCCGCGGACCAGUUGUGGUCAGAUGAUCAGCACCUCACGCCCUCUUUGCCGGAGUUUAGAACUGUGACCGCAAGACGCAGGCCUUUGCCGUGGCAGCCCACGACUCAGGAACCUGCUCCUAGAUGUGAAGAACCUCCUUCAGGCCUGCUUCUGUAGAGCGACCCCCCUCCCAGCCUAGAACACCAUAAGGCAGGGGCGGGGGCAUAGCUAGGGGAGAGGGGGGCCCUGUUUGCCCCUCUCCCCAGUGGCCUCUUGGAGUGAGGGAGAUAAUGGAGAACAUAGGGAGGGGUGGAGCUGGGGGGGGCCCUCAGGAGCUAGGGGACCUGGGCUCUUUGAAUGCAUCUGCUCAAUUAUAGCUACACCCCUGGGUGGGGGGCCUCAACCUGUCCCCCCCCCCCCGAUGUUGCUGAACUACAACUUCCAUCACCUCCCGCCACCAUUUGUCGUGGGAAUCCCGGCCAUAAGGGCUGUAAAACUUUGUAACAAGGGCAUUUUAAACCUUUUGGUCAGUGUUUGGUUGAUUUCGUUGUUUGGGGGCUGUUUUUUAGGAUGAUUCUUUGCUGUUUCAUUGUAUGAUUUUUAUCUCAUUGUGUUGUUUUUAAAUAGUUUACAAAGCUCUGACCAUUGGGAAAGCAGCCUAAAUAGAUAUAAUAAAUAUGAUAUUAAUAAUAAUGCCAUUUAGCUGGUGUUAUACUAACAUAGCAGAGACCUAUCAGAAAGAUAGGUAGAUGAUCAUUUUGCAUAACUGAGUUUUCGGCGGCGGACUACUAUAAUUAAGGUUGCCAUGUUUCUAUGCUGGCUCUGCUCCUCUGCCUGUUACAGCUGCCUGCCUGGCAGGAAUUUAGCAGGAGAAGCCUUUCCUGGCAUGGAGAGGAACUGGUGGGGACAGCUUCACCUGCUAAAUUUCUGCAAGUUUUACAACCGCUGAAAAAGUUGAAGAGCUCUGCAAAAAAUUAAGUAUUCCCUUCCUCUGAGGCAAUACUCAGAGGAGAGAUGAAGGACCUGCCCCCAAUGAUGGAGUAAUGCUGAUCUUGUCUAAACUAAAACAAAUAAAACAGAAACACGGCAACAUAGUAGGAUUGCCAACUGACCAGAAACACAUGAUCUGUCCUGUUCCUAUGCCUUUAACACUAGCCAUGAUCUGCGGAAAUCAGCAGCAGGAGCUUAUGGUGGCUUGGAAGAAGCAAGAUCGUCAACUAAUGGCUGCAGAUCCAACUGCUCUGAAAAGAGCAGCAAGUGUGAGACCUUGGGUUGGGGUGGUAUAAAAAUGCACUAAAUAAAUAAAUAAUAAGUGUUGUAAUAAGUUGGUAAUCCAAUCCCAUGGACAGGAUAUCUGUGGAACUCUGCUUCAGAUACAAUAAUGUAUACCAAGAAAUUGCAUAAGAUCUUUGUGGCAAAACAUUUUAUUUUUGUAACUAUGUCCAUGUCCUAUUAUUUCUCUUGAUAAAUGAUUUCUUGUGUCUGCUA